AUGUCUCGGCCGCAUGAUCAAGAUCGCAAUCAGGAUGCGACUUGCUACGUAGGAAACCUCGACGAUCGGGCCUCAGACGCCCUCGUCUGGGAGCUCAUGCUCCAGGCCGGGCCCAUCAUCAACGUGCACUUGCCAAAGGACCGCAUCACGUCGGCGCACCAGGGCUAUGGCUUCGCAGAGUACCAGACCGAGGCAGACGCCGAGUAUGCAUGCAAGAUCAUGAAUGGGAUCAAGCUGUUUGGCAAGCCACUCCGAAUCAACAAGGCCAGCUCGGACCGCAAGCAGAUUGACAUUGGUGCGAAUCUGUUCGUGGGCAAUCUCGACGCGGGCGUCGACGAGCGGCUGCUGUACGACACGUUCAGUGCAUUUGGCAAUAUGAUCCUUAAGGAGGAAGCCUUGCUGACUGGAUCUUCCUUUGCCUUCGAUCAGGUCGCAAGGGAUCCAGCCACCAACGAGUCAAAGGGCUAUGGCUUCGUGUCUUUUGACUCGUUCGAAGCGGCCGACGCAGCCAUCGAGUCGCUCGCAAACCAAUUCCUGCUCAACAAGACGCUGUCGAUCGACUAUGCAUUCAAAAAGGACUCCAAGGGAGGCGAGAGGCACGGAACAGCAGCUGAGCGUCUUUUGGCGGCACAGGCGAGAAAGAACAAUGCCCUGCCCCCGAUACACGCCGCUGGAGCACGUCCUCCGCCCCAAGGCGGCUACGCGCAGCACUCGCAGCCGCAACAGCAACAGCAGCAGCAACAACAGCAGCAGCAGGCCCUGCCACCUCCCCCACCACCCUCCAUCCCACAGUAUGCCGGGCCUCCGCCGACGAUGGGUGGUGCCGUGCCGCCGCCUCCGCCACCAGCGCCGCCAGGGAUGCCGACGAUGGGCAUGCAAGCAGGGUAUCCUCCGCAAGGGCCACCCCCACCACCACCGCCUCCCCCCGGUGGCCCACCCCCUAUGCACCACUACCAAGGCCCACCCCCGCCCAACGGCCACUACCAGCCACAGUACUAG
This is a messenger RNA of Acaromyces ingoldii, 999 nucleotides long. Its product is annotated as RNA-binding domain-containing protein. Gene Ontology annotation, molecular function: RNA binding. Gene Ontology annotation, cellular component: nucleolus; U12-type spliceosomal complex. The transcript is spliced from 4 exons. The record is from RefSeq and is a predicted model, not a curated record. The coding region runs from base 1 to 999 and encodes 332 amino acids. Lineage: Eukaryota; Fungi; Basidiomycota; Exobasidiomycetes; Exobasidiales; Cryptobasidiaceae. Gene Ontology annotation, biological process: positive regulation of mRNA splicing, via spliceosome.